Molecule: messenger RNA, 510 nt
Organism: Saccostrea cuccullata (small rock oyster)
Lineage: Eukaryota; Metazoa; Mollusca; Bivalvia; Ostreida; Ostreidae
Product: SAGA-associated factor 29-like
Exons: 5
Coding region: 55-510 (151 amino acids)
Source: RefSeq, a predicted model, not a curated record
ACAAUGAACAGCAAACAGAACUGAGAAGAACAAGUGAGUAAAUAGUAAAUUACAAUGGGGCGAACCAAGACAAACAGUGGAGGAGGGGGAAGCAGCCAGAGUCCCUCUACAUCUGAUAGUUCUACCAGCACAGCUGUCGCAGAGACUCGAAUCAAAGACCUUCUAAAAGAGUUGUAUGGCCUAAUUCAUCAGAUCCAGGAUGAAAGGGCCCAGGGUGAGCACAAUCUAACAAACAUCUCUAAGACACACGAGAGAAUGCAGCAGGAACAAAAAAGUAAGAAUGAAAUAACACCAUACUACAAGAACAAGCUGAAGGGCCUGUAUAAGACAGCCAUGCAGGAUGCUGAGUUAGAGGCAGAGUUGUUAAGAAAGGCUCUGGACAAGAUAACAGAAGUGAAAAGCAUCAGAGAAACAAGAAGACUAGGUAAGUACAGUCACUUCUUAUAUUUAAUUUUUAUUUGUGAGUCAGUGAAUAUCAGCAAGAGGCUCUUUGAACCAACAGGCAGAUAA